Fonsecaea multimorphosa CBS 102226 is the source of this 1230-nucleotide messenger RNA. RefSeq lists its product as uncharacterized. Lineage: Eukaryota; Fungi; Ascomycota; Eurotiomycetes; Chaetothyriales; Herpotrichiellaceae. The record is from RefSeq and is a predicted model, not a curated record. The coding region runs from base 1 to 1230 and encodes 409 amino acids. Gene Ontology annotation, molecular function: monooxygenase activity; oxidoreductase activity, acting on paired donors, with incorporation or reduction of molecular oxygen; iron ion binding. The transcript is spliced from 4 exons.
AUGCAUAAACAGUAUGGCCCGAUCGUUCGAAUCAGUCCAUACGAACUUCAUGUGAACGAUCCGGCUUUCCUUCCUGUGCUCUAUUCCGGCGGCACAAAACGUCGAGACAAGUAUGCCUGGGCUACGCGGGUGUUUGGCGGGUCAGGCGCGGCUAUCGCCACCGUCAGUCAUGACCUGCACCGUCUGCGGCGGGGAGCGAUGAACCGCUAUUUUUCCAAGGAGAGCAUCCGCCGUCUCGAGCCGAUCCUCAAGCGCAAUUUCGAGAAGCUGUCGCAGAAACUGGGGGAGUUCAAAGGCACGACUAAACCCCUCAACGUCGACCUGCCAUUCGGCGCCUUCACUUGCGACAUCAUUACCGAGUACUGCUUUGGCAAAUCACACAAUUGGCUCGACAAGCCCGGCUUCAACGAGAAAUUCAUUGAAAUGAUGGCUAGCGUGCACGAGAUGAGCGCGGUCGCCAAACAAUUCAACUUUAUGAUUUUAGUGGAUAUGCUUCCGGACUGGUUUGUCGAGAAGCAGGACGCGGGCAUGGCGGCUUUCAUCCAAUUUAGAAGGAUAAUCCAGAUCGACGAGAUCAAGGCCCGGCGAGCGAAAGGCGAGAAAGCCGCGGGUUGGACAGGAGCGGCAAACACCACCAUCUUCGACUCGAUCCUGGACAGCGACCUUCCAAAGGCCGAGAAGGAGACGGAGCGUUUGUGGCAGGAAGCACAGGUGAUGUGCAUCGCCGGCACCGAGACGACGGCCUGGACGUUGUCGGUCUUGACUUUCUACCUGCUCUCCAACCCCGAAGUGAUGCGGAAACUCCGCGACGAGCUCGAGUUGGGUAUACCAGACAUAUCGACAGCCGACGUCGAGAUUAAGGAUCUAGAAAAGCUUCCGUAUCUGACCCCCGUCGGCAUGUCGUGCGGCCUGGUCCACCUGAACCCCGACAUCUUCCCUUCGCCGUUCGAGUUCACGCCCGAGCGCUGGCUGCAAGACCCACACCUGGGCCGGUACCUGUGUUCGUUCUCCCGGGGCUCGCGGCAGUGCGUCGGAAUCAACAUGGCGUAUGCGCAGCUGUACCUGUGCGUGGCGGGCAUCUUCCGCCGGUACGGCGGUCCGAGCAACCCGGGUCCGCUGGGCUACUUGGAGCUGUAUGAGACGACGCACGAGGACGUCAAGAUCCAAUAUGAUCUGUUCGUGCCGUUUCCGAAGAUGGGCUCGAAGGGGGUAAGGGUGCUUGUGAGGUAG